This is a messenger RNA of Branchiostoma belcheri (Belcher's lancelet), 4248 nucleotides long. RefSeq lists its product as uncharacterized. The transcript has 17 exons. The coding region runs from base 1 to 3138 and encodes 1045 amino acids. Gene Ontology annotation, molecular function: protein binding. Lineage: Eukaryota; Metazoa; Chordata; Leptocardii; Amphioxiformes; Branchiostomatidae. The record is from RefSeq and is a predicted model, not a curated record.
AUGACUGAGUUUUGUUCCAUCCUGCAUCGUUUGUUUGAUGUUACUGUCUGUGUUCCUGUUAAUAGAACUGACCACCUGGGCAAACUCCCACCUGAAGAGGAAAAAAGUUCCCGUCUGGUCAACGACCUGAGAAAGAGUGUGAGUGAUGGCCUCACCCUGGUCAACCUGAUUGAGUGCCUCACCAGUGAAAAGGUUCCAAACAUUCAGACACGACCUAUUAUCCGGGCACAGAAGACAGAAAACCUGCAGAAGUGCCUGUACUACUUAGAAGGGAGAGGGGUGCCCAUUCAAGACAUCACUGCUAAGGAUCUCGCUGAGGGACACCUAAAGGCCACCUUGACGAUUGUCUCAAGACUAAAGGAGAUUUUUGAGAGCACACAGGUGAAUGGGACAUCAGAGGCAGGGGAGGAGGUAGAGCAGACAGAGCCACGCCCUCACUCAGCACCAUCCUCUGGUACAGAGAGGUUAGGGAACGGAGACGGCGAGGCAGACACAAGUCUGUCGGAGAGCUUGGAGCUGGAGCCAGGCAGGCUGUAUCCAGGUGACGACCCAAGUGAGGUUCGCCAUGCCUACUACGAUGACCGUGCAAUAUCCCACCAGAAGCCAGUGUACAGCGGAGGGGGGCUGCGGGAAGACCUACUGCCGGGGAGCAUGGCUACUGAUGAUGAAGAGGAAGAUAUAAGUCAGAGUGAGAUUCCUCCCACGCUCCAGUCCACCACAGAGAUGGGAUCCCACGGUGUUUCCCAGCACGGCGCAGACAGCAGACGACAGAUCAUCGGCCUGACUCAGGCCAUCAGGGAGAAGGCUCGCAUCUCUGUGUCCACUGAAGUGCCCGGCUCCCCCAACAAGCUGCAGGCAUGGGACACUCAGGCUAUGUUCACUGCCCCGGCCCCAGUGCGUGACCAGGUGAGUCUGACUGUGGAGGAGAGGCUGAAGUCCCUACUGGACAGCCCCUACCUGGAGGAGAUGGCUGGCAGUCCCAGGAAAAAGGGUUACCUGGAGGGUGAGCUGUUGCUCCCACCCCCUCCCAAAGGGCACAGUCCCUUCAGUUAUCCAGAUGGGAUAGACAACCCUGGGCUGGAGGGGGGAGUGAACGGCCAGGUCAGGGGUCAAGACGAGGAGUUAUCAGAACUGGGACUGGGCUCAGGUUAUGUGCCCUCCCACCCAAACCAGAAGGGCCGUGUAGCCACCAGAGGUGAGGCAGUACUGAGAAUGAGAGGUGCCGGCAGGACGGAGGCCUACAGUAACGGUCCCCACACACAGCAGCUGAUGAACGGGUCUCCACACACCCGAGGCAGGCCUGUGGCAGGGGAACAUUCACCUGGCAGACCUGCUACCCAUAAGCCAUCCCCAGGCCCCCCCGGGAGGCCAUCAGGGCAGGACAGGAGUAAGAAUCCCCACCCACAGGCACACCACCCCAGUAAAACACCACCAGCUGGCAAAAAGGGUGUCCCUCCCCCAGCUUAUGGACAUCAGGACAGAUCCCAAGUACCAGGUGGUGCCCCCCACCCAACCCCCCACCACAGUGUACCAGGCCAAGCUGUAGGGUCCAGACUGUACCAGCCCGGGGGUCACCACCACCCGCAGCAGAAGGUCCCUGCAGGGUCGUCCCACACCAGGCAGUUCUGGCUGCAGCAGCAGCAGGACCAGCAGCACCUGCAGUGGCAGAAACCUCACGACCUGGAGGAGGACUCCAGACAACCUCAACCUGAGCCCGCUGCACGACCUGUUCCUGCACCCAGGUCACGACCUCCGAAUUCUACCCCCAUCAGGGGUCAAACAGUGCCAAACUCAUCCAACACCCCACAGAGGGUUGCCAAGACUUCCUCUAGUUCGUCUUACUCCUCCCCAUCAACAUUGUCUCAGCAGUCAGCCACGCCAACUAAACAAGGCAGGAUACCCCCACCCUACCCUGCCACCUCCACACCAAGUAAGGCUGACUCCUUACCAGAGCAUCAUGGGUCCUUUGUUACAAACUUGACUUCAAAAAUCAAAGCCAAUACGACACAACAUCUGCCUGAACCACCUGAUGGAAGCACAGUCAACAGUAAGUCCACCCCAGGACAAGACCUGGAUGUGAACUUCUCAGGUACUGGGACAAUCAGUGAAACUUCCUCCCGUUCCAGCACCCCUCCCCUCCCCCCACUGUCUCCGUCCAACACCCCGCCCAUCACACCCCCUCGGCUCCCCCAUCCCCAUGGUACGACCCACCCGCUCCAUGAGCACCACCGUGCUGCCCUCCGCCCACGUCAGCCCCAUCACACAGACAGACAGGAAAAGACUGAAUCUGGCAGGAAAGGCAGGAAGGGGAGCACUCGUGUGGGCAGGAGCGCAAGCACACUGCAAGUUGGCUUCUCCAUGUUGGGGAAGAAAAAGGGGUCAGGGAAGAACAGAGACUCAUUAAGAGGAGGCUCAAGAGAAGAUGACUCCCAGUCAGAGGAGGGAGAGUCCAUGAGUCUGUCUGAGGCAGAACUGGUGAGGCAGCAGCUAACAGCACUGGAGGAGAUGUACAGGGAAAUUCUGAGACUGCUCGGUGCAGACCAGACACCUCGUGGUCCGACAACACUCACAAGGAAACCAACAUUAACAAAACUGAAGAGGGCAGGGAGUUCUCUGGGCAAGCCUGCAUCUGUAGUGAAGCAGAGAGCAAAGGAUAUACGGUCUGUAAACAGGAGAUUUGCAAGGCUGGAGUCUCAUGUGGUCACCCUGGCCAGAAGUGUAGCACACCUCUCCUCUGAGCUGAGGACACAAAACGCCCUGGUACAGGAGAUAGAGCUGUUACGACAGGAGCUGGAGAAUCUAAAGGAACAGCAGAAGAUCCUACAGAGACAGCAGCUGGCACAGAGGAAACCACCUGACAGGCACCAAAGCCACUCCAGAACACCCCUCUACUCGUCUUGCCUAGUCAAAAACAGCGCACGAUUAGCCAAGCUAACAAAAUUCUUUGGUGCAGAGCCUCCUUUGCUGUCCAUUUUCCUUAAGAAGAUAGGAUACGAGAAAUAUGUGAAGAACUUUGAGGCGGAGAGUAUUGGUAUCCUGGAGCUGCCAUACAUGAACGAGGACAGACUGAAACAGAUCGGUGUUCCCAUGGGACCUCGGGUCCGGAUCCUACAGGAGGCCAAGGCUGCACUGCUGUGAGCCAAAAGGACAAGUCUGAUGUUCAACAUCCAUCAGGGAUAUCACUAGACUCCUUCCACUAGAGCUGUGGUAGACAAAUAUGGAGUUGGACCAGUGGUGCAUCUCACCAACCCUUCACACUCUGACAGUUAGACACCAGUUGCUCUGUCAGUCUUUGGUUGAUAGUGGAAAAGGAAAUGCAUAUUAAAUAGAAGAUGCAAACAUUGGAGGACCUGGUGUUUCAGGGUCUUCAGAUGGAUGUCUGAUUCAUUGCCUGACAUACCAACAUUUUCUACAUUAUAUGUGAAAACAGAUGCAGUACUACCAAGGGAAACAAACUGUUUUGCAUGUUUCAACAAACAAACAAACAACUGUAGAUGUACCAUCCCUCGCUGGAACAUCGGCUCCCGACCCUUAUGCCUUGUUGCGGUGUGAGGGCCUAAAUGUAUCAAUUUCCUACAUGUUGUCCUGAGUAGGUGCAACAUUCCUACUCUGUGACCACUAUGGACAAAGAAACAAUACUUAUUGUAGCGGAUUGCCAGCAAAAUUGGUUUAUUCCAUUUUAACAUGCAUUUGUAUAGAGAUUGAAUUGUUAUUGUUGUUUUACACCAAGAAUACCUCUGUAUGUUAAGAUCAUUUGAUGAUCAUGUAUGAAAUGUACACAAACUUUGUACAUGUAUCUAGAGGCUGACAAUGAGCCUGAAUUUACAACAAAUAAGUCAGAAGACAUGAUGACUUUGAUCUAGUUUUAUAUUGAUAUUUAUUCUAUAAGAAACAUCCCAAUUACUGUUACUAGAUAUUUUAUACUUGUUUUUACAAUGUUUCAAAAAGUAUUUAUAGAAUUUUUUUACAAGCUCUGCAAAAUGAAUUUCUUCAGUGAAAAAUUGAUGCAUAACAUGCCAAAAUAGUGUUAUGUGAAAAUUUUAGCAUUCAAAUGAUGAGAUACUGCUGUAUUAUGGCUUUGUUCAUAAUUAAUUAUUGUUUUUCAUAAAAUGUAUAUUUUUGUACAGAUUGAAAAGCACAGCUUUAUUUCAUAUUGCUGUAGACAUCUGACUGUCCUCUUGUUUUAGGUCAUUACGCACAUACUGUUUCACCCCAUGUGUCAAACUAAUAAAUAUCCUGCGAUCAGAC